UGAUUGAAAAUUUUAGCGGUAAAAUAUAUUAAAAAGCAUGAAUUAAAAAAACUAAUAAAAAAAUACUGCAUAAUUUAACAUAGUUAAAUGAGACCUGCCAGCAUAUUUAUAAUUUAGUUCAAAGUGAAAUAAAAUUGGCGAAUUACAGAAUAUAAUCGAAAAUGAGCUGGCAAAAUUCCAUUCGCACGAAAUGGAUGACAGUUUUUAUAACUUUUAUAGUUUCUACGAUAAGCGUACUUUAUAUAUUUAGAUCUACAGCUUUUGACAAUUAUUAUGCCAUAACUCAAAACAACUACUUUCAAGAAAAGAGAGGCAAAAAGGUGAUUGCUCCCCGCUUGUUCACUCACAGCGCUAAACAAGAGAAACGUCUUAAACACCUGCGUGAUUUCUGCAUCUCAAGUCAACACACUUAUGGUAUCAGCAGCUUAAUUCGUUUCUUACGUUCGUCCACAAGCAACAAAGCACAUUUCUAUGUCAGUCACAACAUGAAACUGGUGUACUGCAGUGUACCGAAAAUCGCAAGCACCAACUGGAAACGGUUGCUGAUAAUGUUCGAGCAAGCAACGAAUGCUUCGUCAGUUAACUCAGUUGAAAAGAACAACGUACACGCAUUACCACAAGUGAGAUUGUUCAACAUGAUCAGUAAGGAAGGGAUCAAACAGACUCUAUUUCAUUAUUACAAAUUUCUGUUUGUCCGACAUCCAUUCGAAAGGUUGGUGUCAGCUUAUCGAAACAAAUUUGAAGAAAAUAAUAAAUUUUUCCAUAAAACUUAUGGAUCACAAAUACUACGUUUAUAUCGAGCUAACCUUACUGAGAAACAAUACAGAAGAGGGAACGGCGUCAAAUUUGAAGAGUUUAUUCUCUGGAUUCUACAAAAGCGAGUGUUUGAUGGACAUUGGUCUCCGAUCGAGUCUAUAUGCCACCCGUGUGUGUUACCAUACGACUUCAUAGGUAAGAUGGAAAGUCUAGUUGCAGACUCGGAACAAAUUUUAAAAGAUCUAGGAAGCCAAGAACACUUUCCAGCGCACUUAACUGACAAGCACAAAACAUCUUUGACAUCAAAACAAUUAAUUCAAAAACACUUCUCAGAAUUAAGUGAAGAAACGAUCCGUCAAUUAUAUAAAAGAUAUAAAGUCGAUUUUGAAGCGUUUGAUUACAAACUACCGAACAUUACUUGUAAGAACGGAUGAAAAGACCAGAUAUAAGAUAGAUCACAUUACGUCAGAUGCUCGAACCACAAUAAAAGAAGAGUUGUUUUAACAAUCGCGCUAAAGACACAGUGUUACAAUGUACUGUCAUGGCACGAAAGUAUUAAGUAUCGACGCUAGUUUACUAUUUGAAUAACACUCUGAUGUAAACUUAAUUUAAUUUUUGUUCAGGUCAUUCUUUUACAUAAAAAACAAAGUUUUCAGCUAA
Hydractinia symbiolongicarpus is the source of this 1416-nucleotide messenger RNA. RefSeq names its product carbohydrate sulfotransferase 11-like. The record is from RefSeq and is a predicted model, not a curated record. Gene Ontology annotation, molecular function: sulfotransferase activity. Gene Ontology annotation, cellular component: membrane. Lineage: Eukaryota; Metazoa; Cnidaria; Hydrozoa; Anthoathecata; Hydractiniidae. The coding region runs from base 162 to 1190 and encodes 342 amino acids. The transcript has 2 exons. Gene Ontology annotation, biological process: carbohydrate biosynthetic process.